AUUCCUCCCCCUUUACCAUCUCGAAGAUCCCUAAGCAUUUCUGCCCCCUUCCGCCUAGCCAACUGUUCCCCUGACCUCGACCUCCCUACCACCGACCUCCGCACCGUCUCCACUCAUCGCUCACCAUCUUUCUUCCACUGUCCCGUCUUCGCCCCCAGGCACCUCCCGGCUUCCCUAGCCUCCUCCCUCCACUCCUUCUCCUGUGACACCUCCCCCCGCCGCCUCACCGGCGUGUGGCUCUUCCGCCUCCAGAACCUCACCAACUUAGUUGCAGCUCGCGAUUGGUCACUGUGUUGCCAUUGUUGAUAUAUUGCCAAGGCCUCACUUUUCCGUUCACCUUUCUCAUUUUAGAUGCCAGCUCCAUCGAAGAUCAACUGUCUUCGAUCUGUCCCCGCAUCUGGUGGAGAGAGGGAGAAAGGAGGCAUCUUGGCAAGCGCGGUGUAGCCUUCACUGCUUCUGCAAUGAAGGAGGAGGAGGAGAGCUUUGAAGUGAAGUUGAAGAAAGCGUGAUGAUCCGUCGUGGUUGUUGCUGCAGUUCUUGUUGUUGACUUUUGACUUCGAGUCUGCUCCCAAUCUUAUUCAUUUCCCUUUCUCACCUCAAUUCUCCAGUUUAACAUUCGCCUUUCUUUCUCCCUAAGCAUCGUGAGUUGUUAUUCCCUCUCAGCCUUGCUCCUCAGGGCAAUAAAAGAGCAACCUUUUGAGGAAGUAAUAGGUGUGGUGUGGUUUUCUCGAGCCCUACUUGCGUUGUUUGUGAGAGAGUGAUAAGGAACUACGGACUGAGGCCGUAAGUGUAGUUGGCCUCCUCUCGAGCAGCGGAAUAAAAGAGCAAUCUUGUUGCAUGGUCGUCAAAACCCUCGACCUUGUUCGCUAUUCACUGCUGGUUUCUCCUCGAAUCUGUGGUAGUUUGAUUGGCUAAUUGGUUGUUUGGUGGAUUUCCUUGGAAACAUUGAGAUGGACAGUGAGGAGCAUUGCUGCGUGAAGGCCACUUUUCACAUCAGGCCACUCACUGAAGACGAGCGGCUGCAAGGUUGCAAGGAAUGUGUCGUCGCUGUCCCUGGAAAGCCACAGGAACCGCAUACUUCUAUGCAUUUUAAACAUGAGCAAGGAGAUAUUGGGACGUCUUCCAAAAGUUGUUGGGAUAGACAUAGUGGAGAUGACUCUCUGGGCAAAGGAAAAUAAUACUGCAGUAAGCAGUCAAGUUAUUACUCAUGGUGGGCAAGACGCAUCUGGUUUGAUUCAAGGUCACUCACAAGUUACUGUCGAAAGAGAUCUUGUUUCACAAGCUGAAGAAGAGGACAUGGAGGCUCUCCUUGGCACGUAUGUUAUGGGAAUUGGUGAAGCAAAAGCAUUUUCAGAAAGGUUAAAGAGGGAACUUCUGGCUUUAGAAGCAGCAAAUGUUCAUGCACUUGUUGAAUGUGAAUCCAUAAUAGAGGAGGAUAAAGCUCCUUAUGUUGCUAAAGCAGCUAAAUUGAAGACGGAGUACACCAAGAUAUUAGCUAUGCACAAUAAAAAUCAGACAUUGAGUGUUGUCCUGGAAUUCUGGAAAUCCUUCUCUCAUGUCCAGACAUUAGAGAUAUGUGAAAUUUUUAUUCUCUAGUUACAGUUCAUACAAUACUUAUUACAAUUCUCUUUUUUCCUUAUAUUUUAUAUUUUUCUUUGCGUGCAGAGGAGGUGAGUUUAUAUUGGGGAUAUUUCUCUUUAUGUUAACUAGUGUGCUCUAUAUCUUAGUUGUCAUUCAAGCUUAGCAACUCCUAUUUAGUUGUACCCCAGCUUCUUUCUGAAUUUGUCUGAGCUAUUUACUUGUGAAAAUGUUAACUUUAUUCUUCCAUUUGUUUUAAAACAACUUUGAACAUUUUAUGCCUUAUCUUAAAUUUACUUAUUUCCAAACCUUUGCCUGGUGUUAGAAUUACUUCAAAUUUAUUUUUUUUUUUGUUUGAAGCUCUAUGUUCCCUUUCUACAUUAGAAGAAUUUACUUGGUAUUCGAAAACAAGAGUGAAAUUGAUGAUAUUAUCAUUAAUAGGAUAAAAGAAUGGAUGUAAGAAAUAUAUUGUGAGCUUCUAACCGUUGGAAUCCUUGUAACUUUCCAAAGCACUUCAUGAGUAACUCUUCUAUUCUCUCUGAUGCUUCAUUGACUUGCUCCAUUAAUUGUUACAUGUUAUCCAAUUGUUUUCUACUUGGGCAACUGAAGUUUUUUUUCUCAUUACAUAAGCGUUCUCUUCUAUCUUUUUAUUUGACAUAUAGUGCAUAACUAGCAUUCUGGGUGAAAAUAUUUUAUUAGUUCUGCUCAGUGUUAGAAUGUGUUAUGUUAGCACUUUCAUGGUCAUAACUAUAGAAGAGAGGUCUCCAAUAUGUGACUUUGCAUUUGACCUUUCAGUGUUUGUUGGAUAAGUUUUAUGGCAUUGCCAACCUUAAAGUAUCAUGCUUUGAUUUGAAUAUGCCACUGGGCUAAAUUGAACUCAAUGAAGAACCAUAUGAUUUAUAUGAUUGAGAUCGUUGCAAAUUGCCAAAUAGCUAUGGAUGUUAUGCAAUUUCAUUUCCUUCUAUACCAGUUGCUAAUUUCCAAUAACAUGCUGCAUAAAUAAGACAAUAAUAGUGCAAAACUGAAUUGUAUCAUCAAUCCGUAUGUGUUUCAGUAGGUUAAGAUAAUUCUUAUUCGCUUACAUGUAUAUUUUAUCUUUUAAUGUUUUUAUAAUUUGUUUAUUUUUAUCAGCUCCUACAGCUUAAUUCUGCAGAUUUGAUUGUCAAGGGAAAUUUGUAUACUCGGUCAUGUGAAGAUGCAGUCAGUAAGUUGCUGGAAAAGGCUUUAAAGAUUCAGCUGGGAAGAGGAUUUUAGCCGACAUAUUUUGGAUUUCGAUUACAUAGCUAUUAUUUUCUCAUUUUGAUGUGUGUAGUUAAUUUUUAAAAUUUGAAGAUAAUAUUUUCAUAGAUUGAAUGUAGUAAAUAUUUAAUUUUGUACU
Zingiber officinale is the source of this 2956-nucleotide messenger RNA. Its product is annotated as exocyst complex component SEC3A-like. Gene Ontology annotation, biological process: Golgi to plasma membrane transport; exocytosis. Gene Ontology annotation, molecular function: phosphatidylinositol-4,5-bisphosphate binding. Gene Ontology annotation, cellular component: exocyst; plasma membrane. Lineage: Eukaryota; Viridiplantae; Streptophyta; Magnoliopsida; Zingiberales; Zingiberaceae. The coding region runs from base 1096 to 1596 and encodes 166 amino acids. The transcript has 6 exons. The record is from RefSeq and is a predicted model, not a curated record.